Molecule: messenger RNA, 1167 nt
Organism: Folsomia candida
Lineage: Eukaryota; Metazoa; Arthropoda; Collembola; Entomobryomorpha; Isotomidae
Exons: 3
Coding region: 308-1159 (283 amino acids)
Molecular function (GO): flavin adenine dinucleotide binding
Source: RefSeq, a predicted model, not a curated record
UGGCUGUGCAUCAUUGCCUUAUUACCGUGUUGUCAUUGGGCAUUGCCCUCUCAGUUACGAAUGGGCUUGAAUGUCCUCCACCAAAAUUUGUGGAUGGUGUGGCAACAGAAAUAUCCCUUGAGAAACAUCCCGUUACUGGCGAAGUUACAGAGUUAUGCAAAGCCCUUCCUAAAAGUUGGGGAAAUGUCUUAGACCUCGUAAACUGGGCGGCAGAAGAAAACACCAAGGUUUUUGUUAGGGGGAAACGCCAUUUUGAAAGAAGGAAGCGAUCGUUGAAAGAAGAAGAGGGGCCCGAAGCCGUAUCCUGAUGGUUUCUCCGAUGGAAUUUGCGACUAAAAUUAAUGUCAAUAGAGCAGAGAGUACGGUUAAAUUCGAAUCUGGCGCUACCUUAGGGGAAUUGCUGUCCUCGCUGGCUGAUCACCAACUGGGCCUCUUUUCCGUUCCAAACAUUCACAACGUAACGAUGGGGGGUCUUCUGGCUGGCACCGGGGGUCAUGGGGAUACCUCCGCCGGGACGAGUGGAACGAUUUCGAACCUCAUUAUGGAACUGAAUUUUAUCGGGUAUAACCCCACCUCAGGGAAAUAUGAGAUGAUGACUCUAGCUCGGAACACUUCUGCCGCUGAAAUCUCCCCCCUUUUAGGAGGCCACGAAGGACGAACUUUCAUAAUCUCGGCCACCAUUUAUGUAUACCCAGAAGCUUACGAAAUGCGAAAUAGACACGUCGACACCUCCGCAGGAUUUAGCUCCAUGCAUCAUUUAACCUUGAUAACGAGUGAGGAUAAGGUUACCCUUAUUAAGGACCGAAUCGAGGCCAUUUAUAGGGAAAAGUUUGCAGAUAAAUGUAGCCCAGGGAGCAAACUGUUGAUCAGAGUGACCCCGAUUGAUGAUGGAGUGCACCAUGAGGCCCCCGCCCUCUCCAUGGCUAGAGGGGAUGAGGGACAUCCCGACUAUGCUAAAACGAUCUGGGUUGAAGUACUCACCCCUGAAGGAGAAGAGCCCGAGUGUAUGGGCCAAGUGCUAGAUGGGAUGAAGCACAUGGUGGAGGAUGAGUUUAAGGAUGUAGCUCUUACUAGAGAGUUGGGGCGGGAUUUUGAAAGGGCCAGCGCCACGUUUGACAAAUAUGAUCCGUAUGGGGUUUUUAAUUUUGAAGAUCUGUAAGAACUAAG